AGGGUCGCUGUCAUGACCUCUUGUGCGUUUUUCCACAGCUUGGCCUGUAACGCAUUCAGGAGGAACCCUGAGUGAGAAGUAGUUACUAAUACGAAGCUUUACAGGAAACCUCUUGCUCAAAGCAUGACCUACCUCGUGUGUAUUGUUGGUAAUUAGCAGAAGUGCUGUCACCUGGAAAUAAAAGCAGCAGCAGCUGUGAGCAGGUCUGACUGCUGACGGCUGGAAAUAUACACACAGGCGUGUUAACCUGAAAUAUGGCGUACAGAUUUGACCAGAGCAAAGUUGGUGGAAAACAGGAACUUUCAGAUUCGUAUCUCCAGAGGGACCCAAACACUUCCUGGUGGGCUGACGGACAGGCCUGCAAAGAGCAAGGAGAUUCCCUCAGGGAGCAGCUCAGAGUGACGGAUGAGCAUGUGGCCAGGCUACAGGGAGAUCUGAGAUCUGAGCGUUUAAAAAGUUCCCGUCUGCAGCUGCAGUGCAGCCAACAGGAGGCGGAGCUGAAGCGCAGAGAGAUGCUCUGCAGUAGACUGAAGGAGAGGCUCUCACAGCUGACUGACAGACACAAAGGGCCAUCUAUAGAAGUAAUAAACUUCCCUCCUGGAAGCAGAGGCAAAAGGGAGCAACUCAGCAAAUCGGUCAGGUUUACUGCCAGGCGAGAAGAGGCUGCGCUGCGCCUGAUGCUGGAGCGCAGGGAGGCCGAGCUGAGGGAGGCCAUGAAGCUGCGCCACAGCCUCACCACUCUGCUGCACGCACUGCGAGUCGACAUGGAGCAGGUCAGAGAAGGGACGAGUGGCCAGCAUCCAUGGUUUUUGGAUGUUACCCAAGAUGGAGAGAAAAAGUUGGAGGAAACUGAAGCGGCGCUUGGCGAGCACCUGACUGGAGGAGUGGUUCAGAGCUGGAGGCUGGUGCAGAAGAAGCUGCAAAGCAUCUUGUCCGAAGGUCAAACAGCUGCUGGUACCGACCACGAUAAGCUCAUAGCUCAGCUGGAGAUCGAACUGAAAGAAAGUCAGGAGGUGGUUAGAUUGCAGCAGCAGCUUCUGCAGGACAGCCUGGUCUCCACGGUCCCAUCCGAACUCUCGGAUUCCUACUUUUUGGAGGAGUGGGAACGUCUUCAGAUGUCCUGGGCAGAGCUGACUCAUCAGAGGAGGACUUUUGAAAGGGAGCGCCAAGUGUUUACCGACGCUGCCAUUCGACUGAGCCAUGAGCGGCGUGACUUUGAACAACAACGGGGCCUGUUCUUGAAGCAGCAGUAUCUGUGUGAUUCGCCUUUGUUUCAAAGAGAAGCAACAAACCGGAGGGACAGCAGUGCUUUCAAUUUCUCUGGUGUGGGAGGAGCUAACUUAUCCGGCUGUCUUCCCAUCAGUCCAUCACCCAGCAACUCUGGGAACGUUGCUGCUCAUGGAUUACAUGAGGGAAGGGUCAGAGUUCAAACGCCCAGCACACCUCAGCUGUACUCCGCUCUCAAUCUAUCAUACAAUAACCAGUCCAGAGAAGCUGAUCACCGCUUGGAGACGUGGGAGGGCGGCGUUGACAGGAGACCACACACAACCUGGCCUUCAUUUUUGAGCUGGUCGUGAUACAAACUGCUGCAGUUAAAGCACAUUCCACCUUCAGUAUUUGUCUUUUUAACAAAUUUAAUAAAAGCACUUAUUUUGUUUUUAAAACCUGGUUGUCGAUCAUUAUGCACCGCUGACUGAUGUUUUGAGACAUUCACUGAAUCUUACUACAAGUAAAAUCGUCUCCUGACCGCCAGGCUCAUGACUGCUUUCUGACGUUUGUUUUCUAACUUGAAUUCGAAAGCAAAAGAAACAAUUAUCCAGUCUUAAUCUGGAAGGACAAGAAGUGCUAUUUUUUCCAUAUCAUAGUGUGUAAGAUAAGCAUAAAUGCUAUCUUCUGGCAAUACCCAAGUAGCAGUGGAUCAACACACGGAGGGAAUAUUAAUAAAAGGCAAUGAACAAAUGUUUAAAGGGCAAAUACAGUGGCAAUAUUUUCUUGAUGCUAGAACUUUUGAUAAUCCCAUAUAAUUAAGACACUUGUCCCAAUGAAGCCUCUUCAGCUUGUAUGAGGCAUCUGGAAGUAGGCCCAUCUAGGUUGGGGUUCAGGGAGAAAAUCAUAAAUCCUGUGUCAUUCUGGGAGCACAGCGUCCUGUACUUCCACAUAACG
Messenger RNA from Xiphophorus hellerii (green swordtail), 2163 nucleotides. RefSeq names its product afadin- and alpha-actinin-binding protein B. Gene Ontology annotation, cellular component: centriolar satellite; ciliary basal body. The record is from RefSeq and is a predicted model, not a curated record. Lineage: Eukaryota; Metazoa; Chordata; Actinopteri; Cyprinodontiformes; Poeciliidae. Gene Ontology annotation, biological process: intraciliary transport involved in cilium assembly. The transcript is spliced from 13 exons. The coding region runs from base 255 to 1577 and encodes 440 amino acids.